Messenger RNA from Amborella trichopoda, 1610 nucleotides. RefSeq names its product ATPase family associated with various cellular activities (AAA). Gene Ontology annotation, cellular component: DNA replication factor C complex; nucleus. Gene Ontology annotation, molecular function: ATP hydrolysis activity; DNA clamp loader activity; DNA binding. Gene Ontology annotation, biological process: DNA repair; DNA-templated DNA replication. The record is from RefSeq and is a predicted model, not a curated record. Lineage: Eukaryota; Viridiplantae; Streptophyta; Magnoliopsida; Amborellales; Amborellaceae.
GAAGCAAAAUAAUUAAGUAUUUCGGUUACCGAAUAUUCGGCUUCUCAUUCUCUAGGGUCGGAGGAUGGUUUUCCAUAUAAGCUUUUCCGUCUUCCCGUUCCCGCCAUUUUUGCAUUGAACUAAUAGAGAGAGACAGAGCCCUCUCACAUAGAGAGCCGCCCUUUUUGCACUGAAAUCAGAAGCAGAGAGAGGCCAAGAGCACAACAAAGCUGUGAAAAUGUUGUGGGUUGAUAAGUACAGGCCAAAAACCCUAGACCAGAUUGCUGUCCAUGACGACAUCGCCGAAAACCUAAAGAAACUUGUUUCCGAGCAUGAUUGUCCUCAUCUCCUGUUUUAUGGUCCAUCUGGCUCUGGAAAGAAAACCCUCAUCAUGGCUCUUCUCAGGGAAAUGUUUGGAUCUGCAGCUGAGAAGGUGAAAAUUGAGAACAAAACAUGGAAGAUAGAGACUGGAACUAGAAAGAUCGAGCUUGAAUUGACCACAUUAUCAAGCACUCACCAUGUUGAGCUGAAUCCUAGUGAUGCCGGCUUUCAGGAUAGGUAUAUUGUUCAGGAGAUUAUCAAAGAGAUGGCCAAGAGUAGGCCUAUUGAUGUGAAUGGAAACAAAAGUUACAAAGUUCUAGUGCUCAAUGAGGUUGACAAGCUUUCUAAAGAAGCACAACAUUCUCUUCGAAGGACAAUGGAGAAAUACAGUGCAUCAUGCCGACUGAUAUUGUGUUGCAACAGUGCAUCGAGAGUAAUUGAAGCAGUUCGUUCGCGGUGUUUGAAUAUUAGAAUUAAUGCACCAACUAAUGAACAGAUUGUUGGUGUAUUGAGGCACAUAGCUAAGAAGGAACACCUUGAACUUCCCAUUGGAUUGGCAACUCGUAUAGCAGUUCAGUCAAACAGGAAUUUAAGAAGGGCAAUACUCUCUUUCGAAGCUUGCCGGGUGCAACAGUAUCCUUUUACUGAGAAUCAGGUUGUUCAAACUAUGGAUUGGGAGCAAUACGUUGCUGAGAUAGUAUCAGAUAUAGUGAAUGAGCAAAGCCCUAAAAGACUGUAUUCAGUUAGGUUGAAAAUUUAUGAGCUGCUAGUAAAUUGUAUUCCACCGGAAGUCAUUCUGAAGAAAUUGGUGUCAGAAUUGAUGAAGAAGUUGGAUUCAGAAUUGAAGCACGAAGUUUCCCAUUGGGCUGCAUACUAUGAACACAGGAUGCGUCUUGGGCAAAAAUCCAUCUUUCAUAUUGAAGCAUUUGUGGCAAAGUUUAUGAGCAUCUACAAGAAAUUCCUCAUUGCCACCUUUGGUUAACAACCCAAGGGCGAGAUUUACCUUGGCUUAUAAGGCUCUCAAAAGCUCACUGGUUCUUCCCAAUUUGAUAAGUAGCCUAUUGUUUAGUUAUGCUUUCCUGAGCAAUUUUGCUUUGCUUUGGGAUGUAUAUAGAGAAUCAGUAAAACUACACUAAAAAGGUGCAUUUCAACCAUAUUUCUGCUAGCCUUGUCUUUUGGUUUUUUAGGGGUUUGUUUGAUGGGUUAUUGAAUGUUCUCUUCUCGUACUUGUAGUUUUAUGCUUCUUUGGUUUUGAGAUUAUAGAACAGCUUUUUUGCUUUUUGUACCUUUUAACAAGAGACUUUCUUUUC